GAAACUUUCACAUAUCGAUUUGAACCAUUUUGUGAUUUUAAUUCGGGGAAAUUUUGAUGUUUUUGUUCCUUUUUGCACUUUCGCUUCAAACGUUUUUCCUGCGUGGAAAGUGCUGAAGUGAAUCCAACAGUCCGGACUUCCCUUAAAACAGUGCGAGGCGGACUUCAUUUAACCAGUUAGAAGCCCAGCUGCUCCUCUGGAGAAAAUGGUGGCCGCCUUGUUGUUAACCGGGAGAAGUUUGUUAAAGUGUAGGAUGAGCGGCGUGAAGGCGACGCAGCGGCUCUGCUCCUCCGUCUCCUCCGGUCGACAUCGAGUCAACGGCGUUGAUCUGUACUACGAGCAAACGGGCGAAGGGAAACACGCUGUUCUGCUGAUUCCAGGUGCUCUCGGAAGCACCCAGACAGACUUCGGUCCUCAGCUGAAGUCUCUGAAUAAGGAACGCUUCACGGUGGUUGGCUGGGACCCUCGAGGUUAUGGACGAUCCCGCCCUCCACAGCGGGACUUUCCUCCAGACUUCUUUGAGAGGGAUGCAAAGGAUGCUGUAGAUCUGAUGGAGACUUUGGGUUUCGGCAGGUUCUCGCUGCUCGGCUGGAGCGACGGAGGAAUCACUGCUCUGAUCGCCGCUGCCACGAAGCCGCAGCUGAUCGACAAAAUGGUUGUUUGGGGAUCCAACGCUUUCGUCUCCCAGGACGACCUCAAGCUUUACAACAUGGUCCGAGACGUCUCCAAGUGGAGCGAAAGAAUGAGGCGGCCCAUGGAGGAGGUGUACGGAGCAGAAGCUUUUGCUAAAACCUGGGAGAGCUGGGUGGAUGGCAUUGCUCAGUUUGCACACAGACCAGAAGGGAGUAUCUGUGUGGAGCAUUUGCCGCUGAUCAGCUGUCCCACCCUGAUCAUCCAUGGAGAGAAGGAUCCCAUGGUGCCCAGCUUCCACCCUCACUACCUCCACAAACACAUAAAGGGCUCACGGUUGCAUUUAAUGCCUGAGGGAAAACACAACCUCCACCUGAGGUACGCUGAGGAGUUCAACAAACUAGUGGAAGAUUUUCUGGAAGAAAGCCCUGAUUAUUUUUCCACUCCCAACAACUGAACUGUAGAAAAACUACUUGAAUAAAAUUUGGUGACU
Molecule: messenger RNA, 1123 nt
Organism: Nothobranchius furzeri (turquoise killifish)
Lineage: Eukaryota; Metazoa; Chordata; Actinopteri; Cyprinodontiformes; Nothobranchiidae
Gene: bphl
Product: biphenyl hydrolase like
Molecular function (GO): serine hydrolase activity
Source: RefSeq, a predicted model, not a curated record